This is a messenger RNA of Lodderomyces pseudojiufengensis, 462 nucleotides long. RefSeq lists its product as uncharacterized. The record is from RefSeq and is a predicted model, not a curated record. Lineage: Eukaryota; Fungi; Ascomycota; Pichiomycetes; Serinales; Debaryomycetaceae. Bases 1 to 462 code for a protein of 153 amino acids. The transcript has a single exon.
AUGUCUAAAGAAAAUCAAGAAUUAAACGAAAUACUAAGUGAGUUUCAAGACUCAUCACCAGAAAUACAAGCAAAAAGACAACAACUAAUAUCAAAUAUUGAAAAAAAUACAUAUUUAAAUGAAUAUCCAAAUCAAUUAUCAAUAAUGACAAGUUUAGAUGAAUUAAUAGGAUGUUUUGCAUUAGGUGGACAAUUUAAACAUUAUUAUAGAUAUGGUACAUAUGAUAACUGUCAAUUACAAAGAUCUAAAUUUUGGUUUGCUAUAAAACAUGGAACUUUAGUGGAAAGUUCUAAAAAUGAAACCAAGCCUUUGGAAAAAUUAAAUGAUAAAGAAUUGGAAAAUAGAGCUAAGAUACAAGAAUUUUUCAAGAAAAGAUUAAUGAAUGAUAAAUUAAAGGGAAGUUCUGAAGAUAUUUGGGAUGCAAGGAAUAAAUUACAAGAAUAUCCUUUUGAAACGAAAUAG